Molecule: messenger RNA, 1941 nt
Organism: Canis lupus familiaris (dog)
Lineage: Eukaryota; Metazoa; Chordata; Mammalia; Carnivora; Canidae
Gene: RHCG
Product: Rh family C glycoprotein
Biological process (GO): ammonium transmembrane transport; ammonium homeostasis
Cellular component (GO): apical plasma membrane; basolateral plasma membrane; plasma membrane
Molecular function (GO): ammonium channel activity
Source: RefSeq, marked provisional
CUGCCCGGGUCUUAUAAGCCUCCCCGGCCUGCGAGCGUCGGUCCGAAGUGCCCGCCGCCCUCCCUGGCCAGCGCCCCCCGCAGCAUGGUCUGGAACACCAAUCUCCGCUGGCGGCUGCCGGUCACCUGCCUGCUCCUGCAGGUGGCUCUGGUGGUCCUGUUCGGCGUGUUUGUGCGCUAUGACAUGGAUGCCGAUCCCCACUGGAUCGACAAGAAGGAGGCUGAGAACUCCACCAGCGACAUGGAGAAUGAAUUCUACUACCGCUACCCGAGCUUCCAAGAUGUGCACGUGAUGAUCUUCGUGGGCUUCGGCUUCCUCAUGACUUUCCUGCAGCGCUACGGUUACAGCUCCGUGGGCUUCAACUUCCUGCUGGCAGCCUUCGGCAUCCAGUGGGCGCUGCUCCUGCAGGGCUGGUUCCACUCCUACUACCGGGGCUACAUUCGCGUGGGCGUGGAAAACCUCAUCAAUGCGGACUUCUGCGUGGGCUCUGUCUGUGUGGCCUUCGGGGCAGUUCUGGGCAAAGUCAGCCCUGUUCAGCUACUCAUCAUGACUCUCUUCCAAGUGACCCUUUUUUCGGUGAAUGAGUUUAUCCUCCUCAAUCUGCUAGAGGUGAAGGAUGCAGGGGGCUCUAUGACUAUCCACACAUUUGGCGCCUACUUUGGGCUCACAGUGACCUGGAUCCUCUACCGACCCGGCCUACAUCAGAGCAAGGAGAGGCAGAGCUCUGUGUACCACUCGGACCUCUUUGCCAUGAUUGGCACCCUCUUCCUGUGGAUGUACUGGCCCAGCUUCAACUCAGCUGUGUCCAAUCACGGAGACGCCCAGCACCGAGCUGCCAUCAACACCUACUGCUCCUUGGCAGCCUGCGUGCUCACCUCAGUGGCACUAUCUAGUGCCUUGCACAAGAAAGGCAAGCUGGACAUGGUGCAUAUCCAGAAUGCCACGCUUGCAGGAGGGGUGGCCGUGGGGACGGCGGCUGAAAUGAUGCUCAUGCCUUAUGGCUCCCUCAUCGUUGGCUUCAUCUGCGGCAUUGUCUCCACCCUGGGUUUUGUGUACCUGACGCCAUUCCUGGAGUCCCGGCUGCGGGUCCAGGACACAUGUGGCAUUCACAACCUGCAUGGCAUCCCCGGCAUCAUCGGCGCUAUCGUAGGUGCUGUGACAGCAUCCUGUGCCAACACUGAUGUGUAUGGAGUAAAUGGGCUUACCCAAGCCUUUGGCUUUGAUGGAUUCAAGACUAACCGGACCCCAAGCAUGCAGGGCAAGUUUCAGGCUGCUGGACUCUUUGUGUCCCUGGCCAUGGCCCUGGUGGGCGGCAUCAUCGUGGGGAUUAUUUUGAAAUUACCGUUCUGGGGACAACCUGCUGAUGAGAACUGCUUUGAGGAUGCGAUCUACUGGGAGAUGCCUGAGGAGCCGAAAAGCACGGUCUUACAUCCUGAGGACUCUACCCUCAAGCCCUCAGAACCUUAAAUUCCCGGGGCAGGUGAGAAGCAGGCUCCACAGACUGUCCUGGUGCUCCCAAAGGAGCGGUGCUGACCAAGCUGGGGACACAAGAGCAAGGCGAGCAGCACCCCACCUGAUGGCCUGGCCCAGGGUGCCUCCCUUCCCUUCCCCUUCAUCCCAGGGGGCCUGCCUGAGAAUGGAGAAGGAAGAGUUAUAGACAAAAUGGGCAUCCAAGCCAGGUUCUGGCUGCAAGGAGGCCUGCCAUCAGUGGUCUUGGUGGCCACAUCUUGAGGAAAGCAGGCAGGAGAGGGACUGGGAGCUGGCAGUGGAUCCGGGCCCUCCUAGGAGACAACUCAGAGGCCAGCCACCAACUGCUGGGCUCUUCCACUCCCUGCCUGCCCCUCAGCCAGCACCUCCCUUGCUCCCUGGGUCCCCCAGACCACUCUGUGCCACGCAGACGGCAGCCUCCAUGAAUAAAUGUCCUUGGUGUUCUUUGUAGAA